Molecule: messenger RNA, 1113 nt
Organism: Spodoptera litura
Lineage: Eukaryota; Metazoa; Arthropoda; Insecta; Lepidoptera; Noctuidae
Product: regulatory-associated protein of mTOR-like
Biological process (GO): regulation of autophagy; TORC1 signaling; positive regulation of cell growth
Cellular component (GO): cytoplasm; TORC1 complex
Molecular function (GO): protein binding; protein-macromolecule adaptor activity
Source: RefSeq, a predicted model, not a curated record
ACGCGCAAGAUGGCGCCGCUGGAGCAGCUGCGCGCGCCGGCGCCGCUGGCCGCCAUCGACGUGCACCCGCUGUGCGACCUGGUGGCCUGCGGCUCCGUCAACCAGAGCAUCAGCAUCUACGACCUGAAGGGCACGCCGCUGAACACGAUCAAGUUCCACGAGGGCUUCAUGGGCGCGCGCAUCGGGCCGGUGUCGUGCCUGGCCUUCCACCCGCUGCGCUGCGCGCUGGGCGUGGGCUCCAAGGACUCGACGGUGUCGGUGUACGUGGCGGAGGCGCGGCGGUGACCCUCGCUGUACAGCCUGGCGCUGCCCUUCCACUGACCGCAGGAAGCGAGGAGUCGUGUAGAGUGCGGGCGCCGGCGCAGUGCUCCGUGGCGUGUACAUACUUACAUAUAGGCAGGAGGCGCGGGGUGCUGCAGCGCCUGGCCGUAUUCACGAGUAAGCUGCUUAUCAAAGUGCGCUACCAUUGUAUAGGUACUCUAUACAGACUGCAUUACAUGUUGUUUUUGUUUCGUCAUAUUAUUUGUCUUGUGAUUUACAGAAAGUUCCUAAGACUCAAUAAUGACUAGCUGCCAUUUUGUUAAAUUAGGGUUUUGUUCACUACGUAAUAAGUUUUAGAAUUUGUUUGUGGUUUAGAUUGUAAUAUUAAAUGAUAAUAUGGCCAAGUGUAAUUGACUGUAACGUGACCCAUAAAUAUAUGCCGCCACGCAGGGAGAGGUGCCGGCCGGUAGCUAUAGCGUGUAAGUGAUAUAAUGAGCAUUUACCUGAUGUAAUGAUGAAUAUUUUGUAAAUGAUUAAUGUUAAUUUUCAUUGAACAAAGAUUGUUAAUAUUGGAAAUAAGUAAAAUCAGAAUUCACUUACGAAAUGUGUGGCCAUAGAAAACUAUAGUUAUUAUAAGCGAUUGUCACCAGUUGUGAUCAAACCUCAACAUUGUCAAUAUGAUGAACAAACACACAAGUUGCCAAUCGGUUGUUGAAUAUAUUAUUGCAUUUUGUCUACAAAGUGAUCGAUUAUGCUUUUACAUAUUAACUAUGUAAUUUAAAUGUACAUUUUACAUAAUAAUAAUAAUUGUUGUUGUUAAAAUAAAAUAUGAUUAAAAUUUGAGUGUAUAAA